AUGUUGGCCAAUUUAAUUAUUAAAAGACAAAAAAAGUUCCCAAUAAAUUUGAAAGGAGUGUUAAUUGGAAAUGGGAUGUUGAGUCAAAUUUCGAAUACUAAUACAAUGCCACUUUAUGCUCACGGUCAUGCUAUUAUAGAUGACGAAUUAUGGCAAUAUUUUGGCAAAAAAUGUUGUAAAGGAUGUGCUGGUAUAGUUUUUUAA
Meloidogyne enterolobii is the source of this 204-nucleotide messenger RNA. The record is from the annotation of a GenBank genome assembly. Lineage: Eukaryota; Metazoa; Nematoda; Chromadorea; Rhabditida; Meloidogynidae.